AUGCGUGGUUUUCUGAACGCAGUCAGUGGUGACGUUCUAAAAAAAACACCAACGAAGAAGAAACUACGAUUUCUUCUUCUACGGUAUCCGUCUAAACGCAGCACACACUCACCCGUGUCCCAAAAACAACUAGAAGAGUUCACUCCACGGCAUGGCGAGCAGAUAAACUCAGACAACCCGCUCUCCCCUUCGGCACAUCUGGCUGUGAGGGCGUCCGAGUCCCCUCUCUCCAGAACCAGCCUGCAGGAACCUGUCAUCGCGGAGGUUCAGCCUCCGGAGGGGGAGGGAGUUUCAGAAAGCACGAAGUCAGCAGCGGACCCUGGGCGCCAUCUUGUGGUGGCAGAAUUUGGUCCAUUGUGGUACCAGCAGGAUAAAAGGAUUAUAGUUUUACAAGUGGGAAGUUUGGAUUUACAGCUUCAAACAUCUCUGGAAUACAGCCGGUAUCUGGUUGACGGGCGACAUCCCACCUGUAACUUCAUGUUGGAGGUGGAGAGAGACCAGGCGGAGUGUGCGAGGAGGCUGAAGGAGGAGGAAGCUGCCGGCGGCCAUAAAGAGCCGGCAUGCAAAGGAACGUGGGACAGCAUUGCAUGCUGGGAGCAAACUGAGAUCGGAGAGACCGUCACCAUCCCCUGUCCUCGAGUCCUCAAGACUGUGUUCGGCAGAAAUGGUAACAUCAGCAGGAACUGCACGUCAGCAGGAUGGUCGGACGUUUUCCCCAACAUCACCAGCACUUGUGGCUCGGACACCAGCCAUGACAAGCUGGUCUUCUACGUGGUGGUGCAGACGUUGUACACUCUGGGUCACAGUCUGUCUUUGAUCGCCCUCACCACAGGGAGCGCCAUCCUCUGUCUGUUCCGGAAGCUCCACUGCACCAGGAACUACAUCCACCUCAACCUCUUCUUCUCCUUCGUCCUGAGAGCCGUGGCCGUGCUGGUGAAAGACGACAUCCUCUUCAACCGAAACUCGCAGUGCUCCAACCAGCCGUCACUGGUGGGAUGUAAAGCCAGUCUGGUGUUUUUCCAGUACUUCAUCAUGGCCAACUUCUUCUGGCUGCUGGUAGAGGGUCUGUACCUCCACACGCUGCUGGUCGUCAUCUUCUCCGAGAACAGACACUUUAUCGUCUACAUGUUCAUCGGCUGGGGAAUCCCCACGGUGUUCGUCUUUGCGUGGGUGAUGACGAGGAUUUAUCUGGAGGACACCGGAUGCUGGGAGAGAAAUGACAACCCCAUACCCAACUGGGUGAUCAACGGACCAAUCGGAUUCUCCAUCAUGGUGAAUUUUAUCCUGUUCAUCAGCAUCAUUCGGAUCUUGGUUCAGAAGCUUAGGUGUCCUGACGUGGGUGGCAACGACCAAUCACAAUACAGGAGGUUGGCAAAAUCCACUCUUCUGCUGAUCCCUCUGUUCGGGAUCCACUACGUGGUCUUCGCUUCUCUCAGUGAAUCCAUUGCGGAGGCUUAUAAAAUAUUCUUUGACCUGGCCCUCGGAUCCUUUCAGGGUCUGGUGGUGGCGAUUCUGUACUGUUUCCUAAACAGUGAGGUUCAGGGCGAGCUAAAGAGAAAGUGGCGGAGUAUGUGUCUGAACUGCCGUCUGAGCAGAGAACACCACUUCAGCAGCACCUUUGCCUCCAGGAACGGCUCAGAGCACAUGGUGCAGUUUCACCGCAACUCCCGAACCCAGUCCAUCAUGCAGUCAGAGACCACAGUGCUGUGA
Messenger RNA from Anoplopoma fimbria (sablefish), 1710 nucleotides. Its product is annotated as vasoactive intestinal polypeptide receptor 2-like. Gene Ontology annotation, molecular function: G protein-coupled peptide receptor activity; vasoactive intestinal polypeptide receptor activity; peptide hormone binding. Lineage: Eukaryota; Metazoa; Chordata; Actinopteri; Perciformes; Anoplopomatidae. The record is from RefSeq and is a predicted model, not a curated record. The coding region runs from base 1 to 1710 and encodes 569 amino acids. The transcript has 14 exons. Gene Ontology annotation, biological process: cell surface receptor signaling pathway; adenylate cyclase-modulating G protein-coupled receptor signaling pathway. Gene Ontology annotation, cellular component: plasma membrane.